Lagopus muta (rock ptarmigan) is the source of this 2370-nucleotide messenger RNA. It is a transcript of the gene FAM204A, whose product is annotated as family with sequence similarity 204 member A. The record is from RefSeq and is a predicted model, not a curated record. Lineage: Eukaryota; Metazoa; Chordata; Aves; Galliformes; Phasianidae. The coding region runs from base 457 to 1191 and encodes 244 amino acids. The transcript is spliced from 8 exons.
GGGUGCCAAGAUGGCGGCCAGGUAAACACGGGCUGCUUCCGCAGCUGGCGUUGGGGCAGCGGUGAGGGCUGUGCUGCGAGGCGUCUGUUUUUCUUUUUGUCUCUCUGCUCUGGAGCAGCGCUGCGCCCUUCCUGGCUCCUUUCUUGAGCGGGCUUUUCUCCCCGUCCUCCCGCUUUCGAGAUUCGGCCCUUCCCGCUCGGUGGUGCCGUGGGAGGUUUGCGGGUGCUCGUCUGCUGUCCCGGAGAGGCGUUGCUGCUGUGUUCUGCUUAAAGCUGGGAAGCUUCUGUAAACAAACCUGAUGUGAGAAAACUUUAAGGAGUAACAAAGGCGAAAAAGAAAAAAAGAAAGGCGUACUAUCUUUAAUUUGUGUACGUCAGUCCUCUUCUUAACUUGCCUCUGAAGUUAACAGGUGUGCUCGCAUGACUCCCAGUGCCUUGGCCUUGUGUGAAGAGGAAGAUGUGGAGUGGUCUGUUACCUCCAGGACUGAAUGAAAGUGAUGUUGACUUGAGCUCUGAGAAUGAAGAGGAGUCAUGUAUUUCCUGUUUGAAGGAAGAAGAUAUACAGGAAGAUGCAGAAGGAGUUCAGCUUCCUGAAUUGCAGGAGGGUGGACCUGAAAGUAAUGCCAUCACUAAAUCAGUUUUGAUAUCCGUGACAGAUGGAGAAAACACAUCUGAAACAUGCCCUGCUGGAAUUCCUUUAACUAUAUGGAAUAAGUUUUUGGAGCUUCAGAAGAAAAACCGUGAAAUGAAAGUGGAAGCAAAUCAGGGAAGCAGAGGCCGAAAAAGAAAGCGGCGCAGAAAAGAAAAACUUGAAAAGGACAAAAAAGAAGUGACUAAGAGUAGUCAGCAGUUGGCCAAUGAAGACCACUGGAAAGAACUUACACAGUACUUUGGAAUCAAUGAUAGAUUUGAAUCACCUGUGGAUAGCAGAGCUCCACAAAAGUCUGGCCUUGAACUUAGCAUAGAGAAGUCUGUGGCUGAAGGUGACAUUGAUAAAGCUGAGGAGCUGAGUGACAGAUUAGCAACUCGUGAGCUUGGUGUGAAAAUUGCCAAAGCUGCUGCUUGCCGCAACUUUGUAAAAGCCAAACAAGAAGCAGAGGCUGUCCAAGAAGCUCGAAAGAAAAAGAAGCUUGCUUGGGGGUUUGAAGCUAAGAAAAGAUGGGAAACAAAAAGCAACAUGGGAUACAUGUAGUCCGUCCUGUUUUCCUGGGGAGUCAAAUGCCCACUGUUACUUGAAGUUUUGUGGGUGACUAAAAACACACAUAAGCACACAUAAAAUCAUUCAAAGAAAGCUUGAAAUGUGAAGAAAAUCAGCUAAAACAAACGGGAAAAAAAGCAACACAGCAAAUCCUUGUUUCCUCUUAAUCCUGUGAGUUUACACUAGGUUGGUUUAUCGUUCUUCCAGUGUAGCAAAAAUGCUUUCUAAAAAUCAGUACUGUGUUAAAGACAGUGUUUCUCCAAAAUGUAAAUAUUAGUGUAAUGCAUUGCAGAAUGCAUUUGAAGUCUGGUAGAGGGUUGACUAAAGAUGGAAUAAAAUACUCAUUCCAGAUGUGUUCUCUGUGCUGUAUUGUUAUAUGGCCUUUUGUGGGUACAAGGAAAGAGAUAAGUUUUACCUUUUUUUUUUUUUCCUACUGUCCUGUAUUUAAAUAAGUACUUUAUUUUUUGUCAGCUCGAGAGUUUUGCAUGGUGUGUGGGCUGAAUAAGAAGAAACAGAAACAAAGAAGAAACAGAACCAAAAAUACUCUACUUGUUUAAAGCUAUUAUUAUUUAUGCAUUCUUGGGCUUAGUAAAUGUAAAGAGAAGUUGGCCCCAAAAGUCCAUUUUCCCUCUACUAGAAGAGUCUGAUGCUGUUCAUCAUGUCCAGGUGUCAUGUUCUUCUGAAUACUUCAAAAUUCCUUUGAUUUUUUAUUUUUAUUUUUAUUUUUUUCCUUCUGAAGAACUCAAGUUUUUAAAGUCAUUGAGUCUUUGAGGAGAUCAAGAAUGUAAAUACUUAUCUUGAAAAAGGUCUGGAUCUGUUAUGUUUUACAGUAAGCUGCACCCAAUAAACAAGGAGUUUACUUCAAGUCAAAUGUUUUCACAGAUAAAUUAGGAUUUGAAUGCUUAAAAGAAUUAUAACAAGAAUGGAUGACUGUGUUUUCUCAAAAUUGUUCUCAGUGAAAAGGACCCAUUUGAAACAAGCAAUUUCUCUCCCUGAAGCUUUUGCAUGUGUGUGCAUUCACUGCAAUGCCUGAAUUGAAUUGGUAAAAUAAACGUCAGUUAUUUUUAACCAAGAUUAAUAUGUUUCAGGCCAAAGGUAUGGUAUUAGUGUAAUGGUGAUUUACUGUGUAAGUACUUGAGGCUAAAACAACUUGCCAAUAAAUAGUAAUUUGAA